Messenger RNA from Ananas comosus (pineapple), 1353 nucleotides. RefSeq names its product trafficking protein particle complex subunit 2-like. The coding region runs from base 681 to 1088 and encodes 135 amino acids. The record is from RefSeq and is a predicted model, not a curated record. The transcript is spliced from 6 exons. Gene Ontology annotation, biological process: endoplasmic reticulum to Golgi vesicle-mediated transport. Gene Ontology annotation, cellular component: TRAPP complex; nucleus; cytoplasm. NCBI's taxonomy places the organism in Eukaryota, Viridiplantae, Streptophyta, Magnoliopsida, Poales, Bromeliaceae.
UUGCAUAAUUGCUAUUAUGCAGUCGCCAAAUCUUGCGAUGAGCAAAAGAAGUUACAGUCGUUGCCGAAAGAGUUAAAAGAGGGGAAAAAGUUCAAUGAGCUAUGGACACUCCUCAAACUAAGCUUCAUUGCGCCGCACUGUUCAAUGAGCUAUGUGUUUUCGGAUACUUGUUUCGCCGUUGUUAGCGUCGAGCAACUGGUCAGAGUCUCAGUUAUGGCCUAGAUCUGAACCUGCCACUUUGUGAAGGCUCCAAUUCCUUUCUGGCCACCGGAGUGAGAGCAAAGUCCUCCACCCUUCUAUCUCCGUGCUUUGCCCUUGUUCAGAUAAGGGUGUGUUUGUUUUACCAGAUCGCUGGCGCAGAAGUCCUUCACCUUGUUGAAUCGUUGGUGCGGAUGUUCGAAGGCGAUCGUCGAACUCGGAGAUCAAAUGCAGUGAGCGGUUGGAAGCGUAUGCUGUGAGCAUCGGCCCCUACUUCGUGUAUGACGGGAAAGCGCGACUUUGUUUCCUAUCAGGGUGAAGUUGACAUUGAACAUAUGGCCUGGUUGCGCAGCAUCGGCCCCUACUUCGUGUAUGGCGGAGAAGUGCGACUUUGUUCCCUAUCAGUAUCAGGGUGAAGUUGACAUCGAACAUAUGUUUUGAAUUUGUCAGGCUGCGAAAACUUUUGUUGAUCAAAGAAGGACAUGACAAGUACGGCAUGCUUUGUAAUUGUUAGUAGAAAUGAUAUUCCUAUAUAUGAAGCCGAAGUGGGAUCUGCUCCAAAGAAAGAAGAAAUAGCUUACCAGCACCAGUUUGUUUUGCACGCCGCAUUAGAUAUUGUCCAGGACCUUGCAUGGACUACAAGUGCCAUGUUUUUAAAGGGCGUGGACAGAUUCAAUGAUCUAGUGGUAUCUGUGUAUGUUACUGCAGGUCAUACUAGAUUGAUGCUACUCCAUGAUUCACGUAAUGAGGAUGGGAUAAAAAGCUUUUUUCAAGAGGUUCAUGAACUUUACAUAAAGAUUCUCCUGAAUCCUCUAUACCUACCUGGCUCGCGCAUCACAUCCUCUCAUUUUGAUACCAAGGUUAGGGCUCUUGCGAGGAAAUAUCUGUGAGGACCUGUCCCAAGGGGUAAAGGAAGCAUCACUGCGGAGUAUUUUAAAGCGUGCAUACGAGUACCGCAUAUUGAACUUUUGCUUGAUGUUUCUAUUACAUUAUCCGAUCAAUGUAAAAUUCGAUCAGAUGCACCUGAUCCAUGUAUAUGCAGAAAAAUUGUAGCUUUGUUUUUGUGCUACCAUGUACACCAAACCUUACUCUGUGUGCUUGAAUCCUAUCUGAGAAUGAAGUAUUCAAUUAGAAAAAUCUAUUCGGUUCGCAAUA